AUGUUUUCGACGCAGUUGGGCAGAUUUGCCCCUCGAGCGCUGAGAUACCCCUUUCCCCAGAUUGUUGUUUGCUCAGAUCCUGCAGUUGAUCGCAAGAUCCACGCCUCGCGGCUGAGGGAUGACUUUCCGGAGCAGUGCAAAGCCGUAAACUUUGGCUCUCACUUGUGCGACUAUUUUGAUGAGUACGAUCUGUACCUUCAGGGUACAGAUUACCUCUUGUCAGUUUUAGGAGAGAUAGCCUCUUAUAAUUUCGUUCGAGCUGGGCACGUGUGCCAGUUUGCCGCUGUAUGGGCCGUCGAUAAUAUGGAUAGAUUUUUGGCCAUCGGACCCUCUACAGAAAAGGUCUUCACCGAUGCCGAGAUUAGUCUUCAUGGAGAGGAGUUUUGCGUUGAUGCUCUGGCACAGCUCAAGUUUUUGAAGGCGUAUAAGGAGCUUCCGCCGCCGGUCUUAAUUCAUCAUCUCGGUCCUUGGGUCAGCCAGGAGCUUGGAGCGAAUGCUCCUGCCAUCUAUCCAUAUGACACCCCCAUGGUUUCAUAUGCUCAGUAUCCCCAAAUCCAGACGCCUCUCCCCCACUCACCGGCGCUGGCAAUGUCUAGCACCACUUCGCCAGUAAGCGUAGUAGCUAUGCCGCCUUCGCUCCCCAACAACUGGGUUCAGCCCUUUGGAUACAUGCCCCGCAACACGUCGGCACCCGAGCUUAGUGCGAAUUUAUUUCCGCUGGACCAAAUUCGAACUCCGCUCCGACCUCAUACAACUCCCGGGAUGUUGGAAACUUACAGAGGACUCCCCUUGGUGAACUUUGGAAUACAUCAAGGAAAUAGACGCAUCUCCGAAAAUGCGCCCAUAACCCAAAACCAUGUCUUCGUCAAGACAACUUCUCCUCCUCGAGGACCAGAUCCUCUACCAGUUGUCUUUCACCAGCAAAUUCCUGUUGAUUCGUCAGAUUAUAGAGCUACCAGUAAACAGGUUCAAGCACGGAAAUUUAGCCGGGAAUACUACGGUCAACGACUCCAUCAGCGAGAGUCGACCAAUGAUCCCAACCGACCUGCCGCUCAUGGUGGCCGAAUGUCAUCAUAUCAAUCCGGCAUUGGGAGACGCAUUUCCGGAGAUAAUAAGAUGGUAACUCCUACUGUCUCGCCCCCAACGACGGUCUAUGUUGGCAACAUCCCAGAUGGGAUCGAUCAGAAUUACCUCACGUGGUUUUUUCGAGAUUUUGGCCCGGUUUUAGAAGUGUUCAUACCGAGGAGAUACCAAUAUUCUCGUUUCAAAUUCAGAGAGGGCGCCAUCAGAGCUGUAAAUCACAAUUCCGGAGUAUUCCUCCACGGCUACCGUCUUAAGAUUGAAAUGGGAAGACCCCCUGGGGCUUACAUUCCCAAGAAGCAACAUGCGGAUUCGGCCAUUAAGGCUGGCACGCCGGAGAAGCUGGUGUCGCAUACCGAGUCGCCUGUGAAGGUCAUUUAUAGUCCGCAAGACGUUAGAAGCAGCUUGCCUGAUGCGGACGAAUUGGCCCUUCCAAGUGACGACAGCAAAUCUACCGAGCAGACUCAAACUGACCAACCGGAUCAGGAGGCGCUCGCGGCACCGACUAACCAAGAUUUGGAGGAAUUAGUGAAGAAUUUUGCGGAAUGCCGUCUCGAAAUUUCUUCCACGACUUCUGAAUUGGAUCCUCCAUCCCCAUCUCCUUUCCAGACGAGCGUCCAGGCAUCUGCCUCUGAGACGAUACCACACGAAGCCAUCGAAGGCAGCAUCUGUGUUGAAGUUGAUAAUGUCUUGGCAGUACAAGACUCAGAAGUGCUCACAUCAGGUGAUCAGGUCGAAGAAUCGGUAGAAAAAACGGCCGAUGAUGUAGAGAGCCAUGCGCCAUUCGAGGACAACAAUACAACUCCAGCAUCCCAAGGUAUUGAAGAUCAGAGUAGCAGUCCUCUUCAGAGUGACUCUGAAGGGCUUGUGCUUAAUGUCUCCACAAUGUCAGUGGAAAGCACCCCUGAACCUUCUGUCGCCAAUGGCGGGCUCGAACCUGCUGCAGAUGCAGCUGUUGAUGGAAUGCAUACUUUUUCUCACUCCGAGAGCCGCGAUCAGGAUUCAAGCUCAAGAUAUCGCAACAUGCAUUCCCAAGAACCGUUUCAUUUUACGCUAUCCGAGGCCUCUCCGCCACUUUCGGAAAGCAAGCCGAGCGCUGAAACUACGGACUUGAUCGAUAGCAAGCCGAUUGCAGCUGCUAAAAAGUCUAUCAAGACCCCUCCCCCAAAGAGGGAAAAGGCGAAGAAGACAAAGCGCAGGAACAAGGCUUGGUUUGGCCCAUCGCCUGAAGACGUGGUCUCUACGGAGUCCACUGACUCUAAGAAAGAUGUCUUCUCUGAAGGCUCUGAUGAAGCGGGUUCAUCCCAAUACAAUGAGUCUGAAGCCAACGAACCAGCCAAAUCUACAUCAACGGAUCUCGGAAAUUCUUCUGCCGAGGACGAAUGUUCACAGGAAGAUCGCGCCGACCCUCAAGUUCUGCCAGGGUCCUCGGUGCAUUCAGUAUCGGAGAGUGAUGGAUUGGCGCUCAGCGAGAAGAGCGCAUUGAGGAAUGAGGACGCUGCCGAGAAGGAACUCGUUAAGGAGGCAGAGCAUUCACCAACCUAUACACUGCAAACCGUUUCUCCAAAAAUAGCAGCAGGUGGAUUAGUCCAGCUUGAGCUGACCGAAGACAACGCUGGCCAGAACAAGUCUCUGAUGCAGAUCGAUAUCAAUGUUGCCAAAAGCAAUACCCAAUUCCGCCAAAAUAGUUUUACCACUACGAAGGAUUCUCCUGCAACUCAAAAGUCAGUUCCCAAAAGGAAGAAGAAUAAGGGAAAGCGAAGAAAUUUCUCUCGGCGAGACCUGAAAAACGAUGAAUCCAACGAAUUCAGUCCGAAAACGAACACUCCCAUCGCAUCAGGUCCGAAAACGAACACAUCUAUCACAUCGGGUCAGGAAAACAAUACACCUAUCCCAUCGAGUCCGGAAAACAACACUCCCAUCGCACAGGGUCCGGAAGACAAUACACCUAUCCCAUCGAGUCCGGAAGACAAUACACAAAUAAAGUUGAACACUGAGGCUACGACAACUGAAUGUAUCUCAUGCGUACCGCUCCCCUACGCUGGGAAUUUUGACGAGUGGGCGAAGCCUCGAGAGAGAGUGCCUUCCGUCGCUUCGGAUAAACACGAGACGGAGUCCACUGAUGUGGCUUCAUCCGCAAGCACAACCAGUUGGUCUCAAGUAGCUGCUCGAUCUAAUCCCUCCUCUGAUAGCAUUCAAUUACGCACCAAGGAAUCUCCAUCGGUGGAGCGCGAUCCCUGGGCUGUCGACUCAUCCGCAUCGGACAAGUCGCAAAGUUUAGCUCCGGAACACUCUGAGCAGAAACUUGAUGAACCUGAUUUUGCCGCCCCUCCAAAGACUAUCAUGACAAUUCAGUUUGGAUCUUUGUCCGCAGUAAUUGUUAGAAGCGUUGCGGGAUCCAUCAAUUCUGAUGACUCAUCUCGCCAGCGAGCGUUGAGUCAGGGGUCAGUUUCCUCGAAUACUACCGCCAAAUCAGCGUCAUCUUCUGUCCGGAUUUCCGACAAGGACGAUUUCCCUGACCUUGUCAAAUCUGCUUCAAACAAGAGUGUCGACACUCCUCCGCCCAAGGCACCAGUGUUAACGCCCGCCGUGAGGGCCAAGUCAUCGAUUGACGGCAAGAAGACUCGGCCCCUUGAGGAAAAGAAGCCUCUAAACGCCGCAAAGGAGAACAAGCUCCCCAACCAACCAAGUAGCGACACUACUACGAAUGAUAAAAAGAAGAACUUUCCGAAACGUCGCGGCGGCCAUCAUCGCCAGUUCCGAGAGCGAACGAAUAAUGCUCAACAUUAG
Xylona heveae TC161 is the source of this 3870-nucleotide messenger RNA. RefSeq lists its product as hypothetical. Gene Ontology annotation, molecular function: RNA binding. Bases 1 to 3870 code for a protein of 1289 amino acids. NCBI's taxonomy places the organism in Eukaryota, Fungi, Ascomycota, Xylonomycetes, Xylonales, Xylonaceae. The record is from RefSeq and is a predicted model, not a curated record. The transcript is spliced from 4 exons.